Molecule: messenger RNA, 2571 nt
Organism: Culex pipiens pallens (northern house mosquito)
Lineage: Eukaryota; Metazoa; Arthropoda; Insecta; Diptera; Culicidae
Gene: Ctps
Product: CTP synthase
Exons: 8
Coding region: 184-2217 (677 amino acids)
Biological process (GO): pyrimidine nucleobase biosynthetic process; CTP biosynthetic process
Cellular component (GO): cytoophidium; cytoplasm
Molecular function (GO): identical protein binding; CTP synthase activity
Source: RefSeq, a predicted model, not a curated record
UCACAUUUUGUGCGAAAUCGAACCGAUAUCGUCGCGUGCGUGAAUCUGCUCCUCAAAUUAUUUCAUCUCGGUACUUUUUUUGCCGCAAUUUUACGAGAUAAUCCUCGUUCCCAGGUAGAACAUCCACUUCCCCCAUUGUGCCACGUUCCACCCGCCCGGAGUUUAUUGCACAAGACCCGUUUUAUGCACUGCUGCCGCCGUGCCAUCGCCAGCGGCUGCUCCCAGUUCUUCCCGGCAGUGAGUCGCGUUCGGUUUGCCUCCGGAGUGUCCCCACUUGGCAGAAGACCAACAGUGCCAGCAGCAACCAGUGAAGCAGCUAUGAAGUAUAUCCUCGUCACCGGCGGAGUCAUCAGUGGCGUCGGCAAGGGCGUCAUCGCGAGCUCGUUCGGCACGCUGCUGCACGCAUGUGGCAUCAACGUUACCUCGAUCAAGAUCGAUCCGUACAUUAACAUUGACGCGGGGACAUUUUCCCCGUACGAGCAUGGUGAGGUGUACGUUUUGGACGAUGGCGGCGAGGUCGAUCUGGAUCUGGGAAACUACGAGCGCUUUUUGGAUAUUACGCUGCACCGGGACAACAACAUUACGACUGGGAAGGUGUACAAGCAGGUCAUCGAGCGGGAACGCAUCGGCGACUAUUUGGGCAAGACCGUGCAGGUUGUGCCCCACAUUACGGACGCCAUCCAGGAGUGGGUCGAGCGCGUGGCCAAGUCACCGGUGAAGGGAGACGUAACGCCGGAAGUUUGCGUUGUGGAGCUGGGCGGAACCAUCGGUGACAUCGAGGGAAUGCCCUUCGUUGAGGCGUUCCGUCAGUUUCAGUUCCGCGUGAAGCGCGAGAACUUUUGCGUUGCGCACGUGUCGCUGGUUCCGUCGCCGAGGUCCACCGGCGAACCCAAAACCAAGCCGACCCAGGCCAGCGUGCGUGAGUUGCGUGGUUUGGGACUGAGUCCGGACCUGAUCGUGUGCCGGUCGGAGAAACCAAUCGGCAACGAGGUAAAGGACAAGAUCAGCAACUUUUGCCACGUUGCGCCCGAGCAGGUCAUCUGCAUUCACGACCUGUCGUCGAUCUACCACGUCCCUCUUCUAAUGGACGAGGCGGGCGUGAUUGACUUCUUGAGCGAGCGGCUGCAGCUGAAUCUGCCGGUGCGCCCAGCCCGGUUCAUGCAAAGCUGGCGCGACCUGGCGGAACGCGUCGACAACGUGUACAAGAAGGUCAACAUUGCGCUGGUGGGAAAGUACACCAAGCUGGAGGAUUCGUACGCGUCCGUGUCCAAGUCGCUGCUGCACGCCUCCCUUGCCGUGGGCUACAAACUGAAUCUGAAGUUCAUCGAGGCUUGCCACCUGGAGCGACAAACCAAGCAGGAAACUCCCCAUCUGUACUACGAAGCCUGGCAGAGUCUCACUAACAGUCACGGCGUCAUCGUUCCGGGCGGCUUCGGCUCGCGAGGCAUCGAGGGCAAGAUUCGCGCCUGCCAGUGGAGCCGCGAGAACAAAAAGCCCUUCCUGGGAAUCUGCUUGGGCUUGCAGGCGGCCGUCAUCGAGUUUGCGAGGAAUGUGUUGAACUUUGAGAACGCAAACUCCACCGAGGUGGACCCACACACAGCCUACCCGAUGGUGAUCGACAUGCCGGAGCACCACCCCGGCCAUAUGGGUGGAACGAUGCGGCUCGGCAAGCGAACCACGAUCUUCAAGGACGAGAAGAGUAAAAUCAGACAACUUUACAACAACGUCAGCCAGAUCGAGGAGCGCCACCGCCAUCGCUACGAGGUCAACCCGGACUUUGUGGCUCAGCUCGAAACGCGCGGCCUCAAGUUCGUCGGCCACGACUCCGAAAAGACCCGCAUGGAGAUCAUCGAACUUGAGGGCCACCCGUACUACGUCGCCACCCAGUUCCACCCGGAAUACCUUUCGCGUCCCCUCAAACCAUCCCCACCCUUCCUCGGCCUCAUCCUCGCUUCGAUCGGCAAGCUGGACACGUACCUGCAGCAGGGCAACAAGCUGUCCUCGGCCAGUUCGGCCCACGUCACCAGCGAAAGCUCCAGCGACGAUGACGCCGCCCUCUUCUCCACCAACAGUCUGCUCAAGAAGAUGCAGCUCAACGGCAAACCGAAGGCGGGUUCACCCCUGGCCACGAUAGGCGAUGGGGCCGAGGGCAGCGCCGGAACUAGCACCAAGUGCAACGGAACGCACGUGGCCGAUUGUGCGCACGAAAGCAAGUAAACGCGGAGAGAGAGAGAAUGUGUGAUAAGAAGCUAUUGGAACGCGUCGAAUAGUAAGAUGUGUGUGUUUUUUUUUAAGUAGGUUUGAGAUAAGAUCUCGAGACAAACUCUUCCAUAGUAGAGUGAGCCGCGGGUGCCGGAGCAGAUUGAGCUAGAAUUAGCACCAGGGCCGUAAACUAUCCCGCGAAAUGGACUUACGAUAAAUAACAAACAAUUGUAAUAAGGUGUAAGAUGUUUACUAGAAUUGUUGUGAACAACUUAGUUUAAGAGGCAAAAUCUGUUCACUGUCUGGUGAUUUUGUUCCAGGUUUGAUUUAAAACAAGACAACUCGACUAAAUUAAUCGUGAAUUUUCUC